This is a messenger RNA of Cylicostephanus goldi, 521 nucleotides long. Lineage: Eukaryota; Metazoa; Nematoda; Chromadorea; Rhabditida; Strongylidae. The record is from the annotation of a GenBank genome assembly.
AUGAUGUUUGCUUCUAAAAAUGUUCUUGCUCAUAACCCACACCCGCCGACACUGCUUGAACGAUUAACUCCUACGUAUAUGGUGCAAAAUCUCGUCGUUGAAUGGAAAACCAGUAACUCUGUCAAGUUGAAAUGGGAGUACAAUGGUCCUACACAUGUUGGCUUUUAUUUAAAUCACACUGGCAAGAAAGAGUAUUUCGACCACACAUUGGCUAUGAAAAGUAUGACAACACCGGGAUUCAAACAUGAACUGGAUGAGGGCAGCCGAGAGUAUCUGUGGACUAAUCUACGACCGUAUAUGCAAUACACCUUUCAUGUCGGAGUUGUGAUUGUGACGGAUCCGACUGGACCUCCUUUUGUCUUUCCGCCUGAAUUGGAUGAAGUGAUGGGCAGCGGUCUGGCUAGGCCCGGUCAAAUCAUGGUUCGGUUACGACCGGCUUCUGAAGAAUACGGACCCAUAUCUCAUUACUGGCUGAUUGUCGUGCCUGGCAAUUAUUCGAAGGUCUGUUGGUCCUCAUAAAC